Molecule: messenger RNA, 528 nt
Organism: Wallemia mellicola CBS 633.66
Lineage: Eukaryota; Fungi; Basidiomycota; Wallemiomycetes; Wallemiales; Wallemiaceae
Product: RNA-binding domain-containing protein
Exons: 2
Coding region: 1-528 (175 amino acids)
Biological process (GO): mRNA cis splicing, via spliceosome
Cellular component (GO): nuclear cap binding complex
Molecular function (GO): RNA cap binding
Source: RefSeq, a predicted model, not a curated record
AUGAGCGACGUUAUUCAACCACUCGAUGGUCCAUCAACUUAUAAAGAUACGAGAUCUAGGAUUGAUCCAGAGAAGCAGAGGGAGAUGUUAGAAAGGAGUACGACACUCUAUUGCGGUAAUCUCUCAUUCUACACAACAGAAGAGCAGAUUUAUGAAUUAUUCGCGAGAGUUGCAUCUGGACAAGGCAUCAAAAGGAUUAUUAUGGGAUUAGACAGGAAUACUAAACAUCCCUGUGGAUUCGCCUUCGUCGAGUAUUAUAGUCACCAGGAAGCAGUUGAAGCCUUAAGAUACAUCAACGGUACAAAGCUCGACGAGAGAGUCAUACGCUGCGACUUAGACGCACAAGGUUACAAAGACGGCAGACAAUUCGGUAGAGGAAGGUCUGGUGGACAAGUCCGUGAUGAGUAUAGACAAGAAUACGAUAGUGGUCGAGGUGGCUGGGGACACCUCAAGGGACAAGUACCAUCUGGGGAUAACGGUGAUCAAUCUUAUUCUAACAAUUCUAAGAAAAGAAACGCAGAAGAUUAA